CGCGCACACGUAGGGAUUCCCAAACCUUUUUUGUCAGCCUGACAUUUUUCAUCUAAAAUAGGCCUAGUUACCUGAAGUACACCUGAGAUUUCAAGUAUUCAUACACCAUGCCAGGAAGAGCAGGUGGACUCGGUGGGUUUGCUCAAAUAACGGAGUGUUUGUACAUCGGCAACAGCAGAACAGCGAGCGACUCUUCGGUCAUUCAUUCACUCAACAUUACAUGUGUUAUUAACACAACUCUGGACGUGAGCAACACAAAGAUUCCCACUGUGGAUUACAUGCACGUGCCUGUCGCUGAUGAUCCUCUGUCCAGACUCUGUGACUAUUUUGACAGCGUUGCUGAUAAGAUACAGCAUGUGAGUGAUGAAGAUGGACGCGUGCUGCUUCACUGUAACGCAGGCGUCAGUCGCUCGGCGACGCUGUGUCUGGCGUAUCUGAUGAAGCACCGUCAUCUGACACUAGCAGAGGCGCACGCACUGCUCAAAUCACUCAGACCCAUAGUGAGACCCAACAGUGGCUUCUGGAGGCAGCUGAUCGAGUACGAGCAUAAAUUACAUGGCAAAAACACUGUCAGUAUGAUCAACUCGCCCCUCGGACACAUUCCAGAUCUGUAUGAGAGAGAAACAAUAGGCUUGAUUCCACUUUAGGAAAUUAAUUACAAACUGAUAUCUUGUGCUUCCUGUCAUUUCAUUCAUAUUUGAAUGACUUUUUACAUUUUUAUGGUUAAUUUAUGUAUUAUUUUUUUGUCUGAAUUUGUUGUUAUUUGUUAUUUAUAAUAAAGUUUUUGAUGAUGUG
Carassius auratus (goldfish) is the source of this 795-nucleotide messenger RNA. Its product is annotated as dual specificity protein phosphatase 18. Lineage: Eukaryota; Metazoa; Chordata; Actinopteri; Cypriniformes; Cyprinidae. Gene Ontology annotation, biological process: peptidyl-tyrosine dephosphorylation. Gene Ontology annotation, molecular function: protein tyrosine phosphatase activity; MAP kinase tyrosine/serine/threonine phosphatase activity. The record is from RefSeq and is a predicted model, not a curated record. Gene Ontology annotation, cellular component: cytoplasm. The transcript is spliced from 3 exons. Bases 108 to 647 code for a protein of 179 amino acids.